Sardina pilchardus (European sardine) is the source of this 1051-nucleotide messenger RNA. RefSeq names its product ribonuclease inhibitor-like. Bases 68 to 892 code for a protein of 274 amino acids. NCBI's taxonomy places the organism in Eukaryota, Metazoa, Chordata, Actinopteri, Clupeiformes, Clupeidae. The transcript has 5 exons. The record is from RefSeq and is a predicted model, not a curated record. Gene Ontology annotation, molecular function: GTPase activator activity; protein binding.
UAACUGCAGUAUUGGAGAGGAAGGCUUCAGAGCUCUUGCAUCAGCACUGAGAUCAAACCCCUCACACAUGAGAGAGCUGCAGCUGAGUGGGAAUAAAGCAGGAGACUCAGGAGUGAAGCAUCUUUCUUCUCUUCUGGAGGAUCCCAACUGUAAACUGGAGAAACUAAACCUGCAAAACUGCAGUAUUGGAGAGGAAGGCUUCAGAGCUCUUGCAUCAGCACUGAGAUCAAACCCCUCACACAUGAGAGAGCUGCAGCUGGGUGGGAAUAUAGCAGGAGACUCAGGAGUGAAGCAUCUUUCUUCUCUUCUGGAGGAUCCCAACUGUAAACUGGAGAAACUACACCUGUAUUACUGCAGUAUUGGAGAGGAAGGCUUCAGAGCUCUUGCAUCAGCACUGAGAUCAAACCCCUCACACAUGAGAGAGCUGCAGCUGAGUGGGAAUAAAGCAGGAGACUCAGGAGUGAAGCAUCUUUCUUCUGUUCUGGAGGAUCCCAACUGUAAACUGGAGAAACUACACCUGGAUAACUGCAGUAUUGGAGAGGAAGGCUUCAGAGCUCUUGCAUCAGCACUGAGAUCAAACCCCUCACACAUGAGAGAGCUGCAGCUGUGGGGGAAUAAAGCAGGAGACUCAGGAGUGAAGCAUCUUUCUUCUCUGCUGGAGGAUCCCAACUGUAAACUGGAGACACUAAACCUGAUAUACUGCAGUAUAACAGAUGAAGGUUUCAGAGCUUUAGCAUCAGCACUGAGAUCAAACCCAUCAGCCCUCAGAGAGCUCUAUCUGAAUGGGAAUCAGCUUGGACCCUCAGCACAGCAGCUGCUCUCUAAACUGGAGAAACAUCCAAACUCUAAACAUCUACAAAUACAUGGAUCUAAUGAAUCCAUCCUGCUGUAGUGUUCCACCUGAAUCAUGUUUUUACACUGUGCAUAAAUAAGUGUUGCAGCACAGUCAUAUGUGAAGUUAUAUGUUUUAAAGUGACUUAUGUAAAUAUGAAAAUUGUGAGUAAUAUUGUAUAAAGAAUGUUUUCAAUAAAAACACGUGAUAACAUGUUAA